UACAAAUCUCAGCAUAGCCUCGGCGACGCCGGUACAAAGGCGAACACCGGCGAUAUCAAUUUGAACGGUGGGGACAUAUGUGGCGGCGAAAUAACUUACCGGGAAACCCAGAUUCUGAUCAGAGCAUAUCUGAGGAAGAGCCCGAAGAGGAAGAGCACGUGAAUGUUAAUUUGGGAGAGGUUGAAAUGUGGCCAAGUGAGAAGGCCAAGGAAGAGGGAGGAUUACUACUUCAAACAAAGCUUGAAAAACUCAUAGGUUGUGGUGAACUAGAUUAUGCUAGGGAAACCGGCGAUGUACCUCGGGAAGCACCUCUAGGGAAGAUAUCUUCCUCUGUUGAGGAAGACGUUGAAGUUCCUGAUUCCCCCGAGGAGAGUUAUUUCGCUUCUUCAAGAAGAGCCGGAUUAACUUGCGUAUCUGCUCAGGAAAGCGGGUCAGAUGAUGAGAUUCUACAUGAAGAACAAGUGGCAACCUGGUCUACUAUAAGUAAAGAAACAAAGUCACUAAUCCAUUUGAAUGGUAUUGCUUCAGUCUCAUCAUCCCAUACAUCAGGCUUCAGAGCCAAGAGAGGUAUUAAAGUUGCCAAAGAUCAUGUGAGGCCAAAAUUUUCAUUUCACUCACACACUCAUGGAGAAACGUUAUCCAAGAUAAGUGACAUGGCUGAACUCUUUGAGCCUGCUGCUGAUCAGGCGAUAGAGGAGGAUCCCAUUGCUGAAUGCCCCAACGAUUCCGAUGAAAGAUCAAAAGGUUUUUCUUUUGCUGAGUCGACGGAGGUUCUGCACGGGUACACUGAAGGUGCGGUAUCCAAGUUCUUACUCCCUCCUCCAGAUAAGAUUAGAUACAGCAGGCGUGAAGGAAAAAGUUUGAAAGUUAAUCAUAAGGGUAGUUCAUCAAACCUCCAAGAUAGUAAUACUGAUGAUGAACUUCCUGGACCCAUGGAUAGUGAAUCAUCAAGCGAUGAUGAGCCUAGUUGUCAAAUCUCAGUGCCAAACAUUUCCAACCAGAAGAAACAAUUUGUUGGAGACCGGUUUGAUGAAGCAAUAAAAGCUUCCUCUCUGUGCAAAGAAGGUCUCUUGUUCGGCUCACCUAAAUUAUCUGGUGGCUCUAGCCUGUAUGGGAAGCUACAACAGAUCAUGAAACAAGAAAAAGAGACGGAAAUAGAAAUCAUGAAGAAAUUGCGGGGUGGAAUCGGACAAGCAGAUGCGUCGAGCUAUGUUGAUAUAGAAAUCAUGUCAAGACACUUGGAGGGAAAGCUGGUUGUCUGCAAAUGCUCUGUCAUCGACCUUUCUGGGGACUCCCUCUUGCUUAAGAACACACAAGCUCUUGCGGCUAAAGAAACAGAAACAACAAUUAUCUUUAAUCCUAAAGUAUGCGCGGAUGUUGAUGUCGAAAUUGGGAGCUUUGUCCGUCUACAUUCGCCAUGGAAAGAAAUGGAAGUGAAGAACACCAAUGAGGUGAUCAUUUUGUCUUCAUAUUUCUCAAGUUUGUAAUGUAACUCACACAAAUGUCACAAAAACCCCGGAAAAAAAGCAGAGAAGCAAACGAUAGUUAAAGCACUGAUUGAUAACAAUAAGAUAGCAGAAUCGUGGAAACUGAAAGAUUGCACAACAUUAGAUUUUUUAAAAAUCAAAA
Messenger RNA from Eutrema salsugineum, 1629 nucleotides. RefSeq lists its product as uncharacterized. The transcript is spliced from 14 exons. NCBI's taxonomy places the organism in Eukaryota, Viridiplantae, Streptophyta, Magnoliopsida, Brassicales, Brassicaceae. The coding region runs from base 78 to 1487 and encodes 469 amino acids. The record is from RefSeq and is a predicted model, not a curated record.